AUGAUUGCUCGUGCCGCCUUCCGAUCCGCUCUCCGAGCCACCAGGGCCCCCGCCCCCCUGUCGCAGAUCGGCGCCCGCCGUGGCUACGCCGAGGCCGUCAGCGACAAGCUCAAGCUCUCCUUCAUCCUUCCUCACGAGGCCAUUUACAACUCGUCCGAGGUCACCCAAGUGAACAUUGCCUCGUCUACAGGAGACAUGGGUAUCCUCGCCUCGCACGUUCCCGCUGUGGAGGAGCUGCGACCUGGUGUGCUCGAAGUCGUCGAGUCGUCCGGUACCAAGAAGUGGUUCGUCUCCGGUGGCUUUGCCACUGUCCACCCCAACAACAAGCUCGUCGUCAACGCCAUUGAGGCGUACCCGCUGGAAGAGUUCUCUGCCGAGGCAGUGCGUUCGGCGCUCAGCGAGGCCCAGCGCGUCGCCAGCAGUGGCAGCAGCGCAGAGGCCAAGGCCGAGGCCGAGAUUGAGAUCGAGGUCUACACCGCUCUUCAGGCUGCUCUUGGCCGAUCUUAA
Molecule: messenger RNA, 507 nt
Organism: Kalmanozyma brasiliensis GHG001
Lineage: Eukaryota; Fungi; Basidiomycota; Ustilaginomycetes; Ustilaginales
Product: ATPase, F1 complex, delta/epsilon subunit, N-terminal
Exons: 2
Coding region: 1-507 (168 amino acids)
Biological process (GO): proton motive force-driven ATP synthesis
Molecular function (GO): proton-transporting ATP synthase activity, rotational mechanism
Source: RefSeq, a predicted model, not a curated record